AUUGAUAUCAAACAUUUGCGGCUUCAUUGCACGACGCUGUCUACUCGUGUCGUUCUGGCGUCGGUUAAUUCCAGCAACGUGAGAGUUCUGCCACUCAACGACCAGAUCAAGGAGCUGCACACAAUUCUGAGAGACAGGGAGACGAGUCGCAGUGAUUUCGUUUUCUACAGCGAUCGUUUGAUUCGUCUCGUAAUAGAAGAAGGUCUUAAUGUCUUGAUGCCAUCACUGCUACCAGAAACCGUGACCACGCCCCUCGGUGUCGAAUACAAAGGAGCCAAAUUUCCAUCAAAGAACUGUGGGGUCAGCAUCAUGCGAAGUGGCGAGGCGAUGGAAAAGGCACUACUCGAAUGCUGCAGGUCGAUACGCAUCGGAAAGAUACUCAUACACACCGACAAAGUUAGACAAUUGACACAAACUUUCUAUGCCAAGUUUCCGGCCGACAUUCACGAGCGACGAGUCUAUCUCAUGCACCCGAUACUCAACAGUGGCUCGACGUUUAGCAAUGCACUCGAAGUGAUAACAAAAGACUAUUUCGUGCCUGAAGAAAAUAUUCUGGUUUUAUCUCUCUUUGCCACCCCACAAGGAUUGGAGGCUCUACAGUCACUAUAUCCACGUGUGCAUGUCCUCACAUCGGAAAUAGACGAAGUGUGUCCGGCUAACUUUGGUGAAAUGUACUUUGGAACAGAAUAACGAACAAAAACAAUAGCAAUUUAAAUAUAUCAGCAUACAGCAUACAUGCUCACUGCCAACACAGUCAGCAGCGACAACAGCACUGGCAUAUAAACACUUAUUUGCUAUAUGUACUGUAUGAAAAUUCACAGAGCUAUGUCACUAUUGCAACGAUUCUUCAACAGGAAAUACACCAAAAUGCAAU
This is a messenger RNA of Corticium candelabrum, 874 nucleotides long. RefSeq names its product uracil phosphoribosyltransferase homolog. Gene Ontology annotation, cellular component: cytoplasm. Gene Ontology annotation, molecular function: ribosylnicotinamide kinase activity. The annotation marks the transcript as partial. The record is from RefSeq and is a predicted model, not a curated record. NCBI's taxonomy places the organism in Eukaryota, Metazoa, Porifera, Homoscleromorpha, Homosclerophorida, Plakinidae. The transcript is spliced from 8 exons.